Messenger RNA from Lacerta agilis (Sand lizard), 2423 nucleotides. RefSeq names its product zinc finger DHHC-type containing 24 (gene ZDHHC24). Gene Ontology annotation, biological process: peptidyl-L-cysteine S-palmitoylation; protein targeting to membrane. Lineage: Eukaryota; Metazoa; Chordata; Lepidosauria; Squamata; Lacertidae. Gene Ontology annotation, molecular function: protein-cysteine S-palmitoyltransferase activity. The transcript has 4 exons. Bases 16 to 885 code for a protein of 289 amino acids. Gene Ontology annotation, cellular component: endoplasmic reticulum; Golgi apparatus. The record is from RefSeq and is a predicted model, not a curated record.
CGCGCAUGCGCCGCUAUGGCCGGCAGCGGUUGGGAGCGGAGGGUGCUGCCCGUGUGCGUGGGGGCGGCUCUGGUGGGCGCGCUCGCCUUGGAGGUGAUCGCGGUGCUGCUGCUUCGGCAACGCGGAGGCGCCGACGAGCGUGAGAGCGAAGCCCGUAGGACAGAAGCAUUCCCAUUUGUGUCGCUGGCAUCGCUGCUUUUCCUACUGGUGAACGUGCUCGAGAACGCGCGCCGUUUCGUCACCGCCUCGCCCAGCACGCGCGGCGUUAUGCUGGCGGGGGCGGGGCAAGGAUGGGAUUACUGCUAUUCCUGCCAAUCUCACGUGCCUCCCCGCUGCAGCCACUGUUUCUCCUGCAACGUUUGCAUCCUGCGGCGCGACCACCAUUGCACUUUGCUCGGCCAGUGCUUGGGAUACCAGAACUACCGCUACUUCCUUUGCCUGCUGCUACAUGGCUCUGUCGCCUUGCUGUACGGCUGCGUGAUCAAUGCUGAUGUGGUCCUAUCACUGCUCCAGGAGGGCACCUCUGUCCAGGCGAUGCUGCUGCUACUACUUCCCUGGCUUAUGUUACUGAUGGGGCAGGUGAACAUCACAAUCUUCAUCUUUGCUUUUGUGACUGAUGUCUGCAUUGUUGGCUUCCUCUUCUGCACGGGCUUCCUGCUCUUUCACAGCCUGCUGGCCCUGCGUGGGCAGACGACCAACGAAUGGUUCGAAGGAGAUCGUCAGUACGACUUGGGCUGGCAAGACAACCUUCGGGAAGUGCUGGGGGACCAGGGGCACCUGGUGUGGUUCAUGCCUUUCAUUGCUUCCCCUUUGCCAGGGGACGGGAUCACCUUCCGAACUAAGUGCCCCCGAUCUGAGCCACUCCCCAAAUCCCGUGACCUCUAAAGGUUUCCAUUCUGUGUUUUGCAAGGGGAGUCGAGUCCCUGUGAGGGGAGAGUGAUUAGCUACACCUCUGCUCAAAAGCAGAUGAACUGAGAGAUGAAUUCUCAAAUUUUUGCUCCCCUGUCAUCAAUAGCUUUUUCCUUUUGGGGUGCUGGUGACAUAUACUUCCAUCUGAUUUGGUGGCUUUUGGCACACUGGGGAUGCUUUUGAGGGGCCCCAAAUGGUUCACUUCAGUGGUCUGGAAGGAAGUCUCCAUGGGAGCUUAGCCAUCCUGCUGGGCUAAGUUCCAUCUGGUGGCUGAGGUUGCUGGGACCAAAUUUAUUCACUGCCUUUCUGAUCUGCAUGGUACUUUUCCACCAGCUUAUUUCACUCUGCAGCUGUGAAAUGUCACGCCCCCUUCCUUACUCUCUCAGGCUGGAAGGCACAAGGCACAGGGAUAAGCUAAGAAAACUAGGCAAGAAUUGCGGUGAAAACACAACACAAAAGUUGGUAGUAGGUGCAAAGGCUUUACCUGUGACUCUCUUCUUGGCAUUUGUGAGGUUGGUAUCUCAUUGACAUAGGGAGCUUGCUUCUGCCAAAAGCGAGCAAGAGAUGAGUGAAGGAAUUCUGGCGAUAUUUAUCCCUUUCCUUUAGAAUUCUGCCAGCCGCUUUGCAAUGCUUAGGAUCCUUCCACAUCUAAGCUCUGCUUUUGUGCUUUGGCUGUAUUACCCACUGAAUCCUUACAAAAUGUUGCCUGCCUGGAGGUCUGCACUGCUGCAAGCCCACAAGAUGGGACGGGCAGAUCAAAGAGACAGGAUUCCUGGCCUGUUUUCCAAUAAUGUUUCCAGUUAUGUAGGGUGUAUUAAACCGCCUUAUUUGGAGUUGGAGAGUUGGUUCACCUAGCCUAGUACUGACGGCUCUGACAGAUAGUGGCACUUUCCAGACCAGCUACAUAGAUGCUUCAGCUGCAGAUGCUGAGAAUUGAAACUGCGACCUUGUGCAUGCAAAACAGGGCUCUACCAUUGAGCUUCUGGAUGAUGGGAGAGGUGGGGUGUCAGGGCAUCCUUUGCACGAGAUGGUGGUUUGGAGGCUUAAGGCAUCUCAUUUGAUGCUGAGCAGGCAUUAUAGGUUGACAACAUUAGAUAGAAACAGUACUGUUCCUUCUUACAGAUCUAUUCUGCUUCCUUGAAUCGCAACAGUUUUGAGAGGACAGCGGAAAGGCAAUGAUGGAAUUUUGAGCUGCAUUCCAGAAAAGUUGUCAGCCCACACUGCUUGUAGGUGGUUUUAAUUUCUAGGUACUUUCAAUAGUAAAUCAGCCAACAAUGCAAACAGCCCCCCAGAGAGGAGGGCAAGAAUGCUGGGCUCUUGAGAUGCCCACCUUUCCUUGUGGCCAUAAGUAAAAGAGAUGUGAGUUUUACUCCUGUUUUAGCUGUGAGUUCCCUGGGUUAGUUUGGGGGAAGCUGCUAUUCUCUUCUGUUUCAGUUUUUCAUCUGACAUUGGGCCUACCUUUAGAUGUAAAUGCACCUUUUUACAUUAAAAUGCUAUUUAAAAUGAUAACACAA